This is a messenger RNA of Parnassius apollo (apollo), 975 nucleotides long. NCBI's taxonomy places the organism in Eukaryota, Metazoa, Arthropoda, Insecta, Lepidoptera, Papilionidae. The record is from the annotation of a GenBank genome assembly.
AUGUUCGUGUCAUGCGACGAGGUUCUGGGAACCACCGACGGGGCGUUAAAUGACAGCCAAGUAAAUAAUAAUUCAACUACAACCCCCACCCCUCCCGCUGCGGCAAUAACAUACGACCAGUUUGGCGCGUUGCUUGAUUCUGACAAAAACUUGCACACGGAGUACUUAGAUGUAUUAGCAGAGUACGGACUUUUUCCAGCUAUAACCAAACCAAAUCGGGUCAAAACCUGCAUAGAUCACAUUUUUGUACCCGUGAAAUCUAAUGCGGAGUCCGUAGUCUAUCUCAGUGCUGCCACUGACCAUAAUAUCACUAUGGCAGGCAUAAUGUUAAAGACGCACAAACAAAAAAGACCAAAACCUAUUCGAUCAAGAGUAAUAGUUGACAUAGACUUAAUAAGAUCAGAGCUGGAAGGAACGGACUGGUCAACAGUAAUAAACUGCAGCUCUCUUGAAGAGUCUGUAACUCACUUUACUAAGACGGUAUCAGAGGCAAUAUUGAGAUAUUCAAAAACUUGUGUAAUAAGCCGCUCCAGAACUACCUUACACCCCUGGAUGACUCCUGGUUUAAUCAGAUGCUCUAAACACCGCGAUAAGCUUCAUAUAGAAUAUCGCAAGGACCCAAACAACCCAACUAAAAAACUUAUAUAUACGCGCUAUAGAAAUUUUUACAUAGAUCUAAUUAGAGGACUAAAACGUGAUUACAACAAAAAAGAAAUAAUCAAAAAUAAAUAUGCUCCAAAAAAACUCUGGGGUACUAUUAACCGCAUAACUGGUAAAGACACUAGCUCAAGUUCUCCCCUGGCUCUCAUCAACUCAAGACCCUCCGUAAAAGAGUCUCUCAAUGUUUGCAACUCAUACUUUGCCUCUGUAUGUAAUAAGCUGGCAAACUCUAUCAUGCUGAAAUUAAAUGAGACUCAAGAGUCCCUUGCCGAAAAAGUUCAGAUCCUGAUCAACCCGUUGGUUAAUUUUUCAUGA